AGCUAUUGGGUGUAAUCUGUUUGGAGUAGCUAUCAGCUUCACAGCUUGUGAGUUGUGUGCUCAGUGUGCUGAGGCCAGAGGCAUUGCUUGUUUCAAGCUGUUGUGGCGAGAUGAGGCAAGUAAGAAGUGACUAAGAACAGCUGCAUAGGAUUUAGGCUGACUAUUCCUAUUGCAUGUAGAACAGUAGAACUAAGGUUGGCAUUGGCUCUUGGGCUGAUUUAAGAGUCAAAUUUUUAGGCUACGGCAGGCUCCUGUUUGUUCGGCUGAUAAAUUUUUCUCAAGUAUUUUGUAUUUUUUUGGGCAAUGAUGAGGGAUGCACAAUUUUUUUUUAUUUUGUAGCACUUCAAUUUUGGUUAGGCAUGGAAUCUUUGGAGAGUUCAUCAAAACCUAUGAGUGUUUUUUAAGUAAAUACGGUGAAUCACAUUAAAAUGCUGUUGGCUGCCUUUCUAUAAUAGUAUUUUUUACUACUAGUACUAGUAACAAACACUUAUUCAGUUUACCUAUUUUAGCUAUGUCUCCAUACAGUAUACACUGGCCAAAUGAUCAAAUUAUCAAAGUGCACUUGUAAUAUUUUUUGCUUCUCAGAAUCCUUCAAGGGCUUUAGCAAAACAACUUUUUCUUCCCAAGAAAACAAAUCAAAACAACCCCAGACUAUGUGAACAGCAUCUUGCUACUUUAUUCUCUAGUGAAUAUGAAUCUAAAUUCUAAAGAAGACUCUGUGGAUGAAAAGGAUAUAUAUUGCAUACAACAUUGAUUUCACCAAUGCAUCUGAAACCAGUUCUGAAAGCAAAUUUGAAGAAGAAAAUUAAUCAAUCAUGAUUGAAAUUAACAGAACGGAAGGUGAGAUCCUGGCCUCUCAACAUGGACCCUGCCCCCUGGCCUCUAAUCCUGGACCAUGGCCUCUGCCGCCUCUCAGGCCUCAGCCUGGAGUGCCCUUGGACCAACCAGGCCUUUCAAUCUCUACCCUGCUCCUGGCCUCUCAAACUGGACCCUGGUCUCUCAGUCUCAACCUGGUUCCUAGCCUUUCAACCUGGAUGCUGGCCUCUUAAUCUUGACUGUGGCCUCUUAAUCUUGACCCUGGCCUAUUAAUCUUGACCAUGGUCCCUAGUUCAGGCUGGUUGGCCUCAUUCAGUCUGGACCCUGGCCUUUCAAGUCUCAACCUGGAGGCUGGACCCUGGACUGCAGCCUCUCAACCUGGACGGUGGACCCUGGCUUCUCAAUCUCAACCCUGGGCCCUGGUCUCUCAACCCGAGCCUUUGCUUCUCAACCUUGACUUUGGUCUCUGAACCUCUACCCUAGCUUCUCAAAAUGGACUCCAGCCUGGACCCUGGACUCUCAAGUCUCAAUCUCAACCCUGACAUCUCAAUCUCAAUCCUGACAUCUCAACCUGGAAUAUGCCCAACUAUGGAUCUGAAUGAACAAAGAUGGCAUUGUUGGGGCUCAUAGCAGACUACAGCUCAUCUGAUGAUGACCAAGAGGAAGUCACACUCCAGCAAAAAUUGAAUAGCAAGGAAAUCCCUGGCACAAAUUUCCUCAUAUCAGAGGAGGGGAUUGACAGGGAAGAGAAAAAGGUGAAAAAAUGCAAGAAAUCAAAAAAGGAGAAGUUAGUCAAUCCUGCAAAAGGCCUCCGAGAAAUAGACAAAAGUGACCUGUUACCGAGCCCAUUCACCUGCACCAACACAUCCUCUGUCUUCUACAAUCCCUUUCACCAGGAGCAAGAGGCCAAGAAGUCCAUGUUAGAGAAGCAUGUCAAACUCACCAACAAUCCCAAAGAUGUGCUUGAGAUUAACGGUCGAAAAAUAUGUUUCAAUUAUCGCAAAGGACGAUGCAAGUUCGGCCACAAUUGCAAGUAUGCACACGACUCUGACUUGAGCGUGGAGGCCAUCAAGGUUACAGAUCAGCACCGCAGUGAUGCCGACAGCUCAGCCCACUACAACAGUGCUGGCAACGCUCAACCCAUGCUAUCAUCUGAUGAAAUGGAGGCCAUCAGAAAGAGGAAACCUGGGCUUUCUGAGGGUCUUGUACCUAACAAAAAAUCGCGGAAGAAUUUCUCCACUCAGCAGCACAAAGAAGCACCUUGGCUUCACAAGAGAUAAAGUGUUUUACUACCAGAAUUCAUUCGGAUGUUUUUACGGCGCGAACGUGUUGCUCUCAUUCUUUGCAAUUUGACGUUCCUAAAGGAUAUGUGCUCACUAGCAGCUGGUGUAAGACGUCAUGCCAGAGGUGAUCUCGGCUAUCAUUAAAGGCUGCAUUGAACCCCAAAACUUAUUUUCUUUACGAAGGUAAUUUUUAUCAAGCAAAUUUAUCACAUGAACUCGCUGUUUUUGCGUAAUGCAAACAAAUAGAACGUGCACCUCAAAAAAUUCAUGUCAUAGUGCACCGUGUAGAGUACACAAUUCUUCUCACUCACUCAAGUGCCAGACCUUCUAAGCUCUGCAGGCCCCUGAGCGGCACCACUACUAUUCUAAUGGCACAUAAAAUUUGCUUUGUCUACGUCAUCUUCAAUCAACGUUAUAACCAACUACAAACGAGCAGCUUAUUAACCACUUGCGGUACCGUGUGACGAUAACCGCUGUUCGCCGCAUGAUGUAGGAGGGCCUCGAAUAAUCCUCUCCAACCAAGCACUGCCUCCUCAUGUAAUCCACUACUUCAAUGAAGGUAGUCUCACAUAUAGCAUCGAAAUGAGCUAUGAAAUGAACUCAACUUCAUCUAUUGACGGUUGACGACUACGUCUCAAAUAUGCUAGUAGCAUCACUAAAUCAAGGCAAACGAAGCCGUAUAAAUUGAGUUUUUGUCAGGGUCACUAGGUCCGUUCUCUGGUCUCGAGGUCACUCCAACAACUGCUGGAAACGUGUCUAAGCUCAACACUGAUUGAAAGAUUGCCUAACGAUUAUUUGAGGUGAUCAAUCAAUUAAAAUUGUUUUCAACGCAAGUGACCUCCUCUCCCACAUUUGCUGAACUCUUAUCCCGCUAGACGAGUGGUUGAAUUAUAAGAUAAUUUUCAUUUCUGAUGCUCUACCGCUGAGGGGGCGCAUACGUGAUGAGUAAUGUUGCCCAUGAGAAUUAUUGAAGCAAAAUUGCCCCACAAUUUCGAAAUGUAUAAUUUAAGCCCUAGC
This is a messenger RNA of Hyalella azteca, 3116 nucleotides long. RefSeq lists its product as uncharacterized. The transcript is spliced from 3 exons. Bases 1425 to 2096 code for a protein of 223 amino acids. Lineage: Eukaryota; Metazoa; Arthropoda; Malacostraca; Amphipoda; Hyalellidae. Gene Ontology annotation, molecular function: metal ion binding. The record is from RefSeq and is a predicted model, not a curated record.